UAGAGUGUUAGCCUAGAGUUAGUGAUAACAGUAAUAAUAUAUAGGUUUUUGAUAGUUGAAGAUUGUUAUUUGGUUCUUUGAAAAAGUGGUCUUGAGUUCUCUGGUUCAAUAAUUACUUACCCCCUGAAAGGUAUAUACGGUACAUGAUGCACUUUGCAACCUGGAUGACGGUAUGAUAUCAUAUUUACGUUUUACAAGUAUUUGCUAUGUAUAUUUUCAAUAACUAUUUGAAAUCGUUGAUCAUUUUUUCCACAGGACUAUGUAAUGCCAUAAAAUGCUUUCAGUGUUAUCGUAUCAGCGAUAUUGUGAUUAUCAACGACAGGAAGGAAUGUCAGGAUCCCUUUACCGGUGAUGGCGUCCACACGUCCGAGUGCAAUACAGCCUGCUCCAAAAGGAGCACAAUUUUGGCUAAUGGCACAACCAUGGUUAACAGUCGUGGCUGCAUGGGGGAGGAUAUAAAAUGCGAAUGUGACGACAAAGACAAAGGUGAAGAAAGAGAAUGCUGUCUGAAAUGUGACGACAAAGACUUAUGUAAUACAUCUUCAUUAAUUGUGAAAAAGGAUCUGAUAGUAUUACUUGCUGCAUUAUUAUUGAUCAGUGUAAUUUUUAACUUGUGUGUAUAAUUGUGAACUAUAUAUAUCGCAUGUAUAAUUUGAGAUAAUCACUAUUUUAUUUUAGUGAAUGGAUGAAAAAUGUCAUGGUCGUUUGCUUCUUUGAUGACGUAAUACCUGUAUAUUCCGAUGUAUAAAAAUUUAAUAAAUACACAAUAUAUAUAAUACGUCGUAC
Messenger RNA from Anneissia japonica, 786 nucleotides. RefSeq lists its product as uncharacterized. The coding region runs from base 207 to 623 and encodes 138 amino acids. The record is from RefSeq and is a predicted model, not a curated record. Lineage: Eukaryota; Metazoa; Echinodermata; Crinoidea; Comatulida; Comatulidae. The transcript has 2 exons.